This is a messenger RNA of Malania oleifera, 1643 nucleotides long. RefSeq names its product beta-amyrin 28-monooxygenase-like. Bases 67 to 1500 code for a protein of 477 amino acids. Gene Ontology annotation, molecular function: iron ion binding; heme binding; oxidoreductase activity, acting on paired donors, with incorporation or reduction of molecular oxygen. Gene Ontology annotation, biological process: sterol metabolic process. The transcript is spliced from 4 exons. NCBI's taxonomy places the organism in Eukaryota, Viridiplantae, Streptophyta, Magnoliopsida, Santalales, Ximeniaceae. The record is from RefSeq and is a predicted model, not a curated record.
CUUGAAAACGAAAGUGUGCAGAACACCACGAAGAGAGUCCCAAGUAGUAAAGCAGUGGACGUGCUGAUGGUCUUACUCAUAGCAUGUGCUGCAGUUCUAGCGCUGCUCCUCUUGGUCUUUAUGUAUGUCAACACUAAACCCAGAAGGUGUUCAAACCUUCCCCCAGGGAGCACUGGAUGGCCUCUCCUAGGCGAAACAUCAGCGUUUCUUCAAGCACACCGGAAGGGAAGGCCAGAGAGUUUCGUCCAAGAGCGAAUGGACAAACACAACUCUCGAAUCUUCAGGACAUCGUUACUCGGUGAAAACAUCGCUGUUUUAUGUGGUCCUCCGGGGAACAAGUUCCUGUUUGGGAAUGAGAACAAGCUGGUGGCUCUUUGGUGGCCUAGCCCUAUCAGAAAGCUGUUUGGUUGCUCCUUGAUUAGUAUGGUGGGAGAUGAAGCAAAGCGGGUACGUAAAAUGCUCAUGACUUUUCUGGGACCUGAAGCACUGGCACGGUAUAUCACAGACAUGGACAACGUCACACAGCACCAUUUCAGAACUCACUGGGACGGUAAAAGGGAGUUGAAGGUCUACCCGGCAGUCAAAAUCUACACAUUUGAACUAGCGUGCCGCCUAUUUGCAAGUGUUGAAGACCCACAGGAUAUUUCAAGGCUUGCAAUUCAAUUCAAUGUGUUCCUUAAAGGACUCAUGGAGAUUCCUCUCAAAUUACCUGGCACAAGAUUCUAUCGGGCAGGAAGAGCAGCUAAUAAUAUUAGGGAAAAGCUUCAAACAAUGAUCAAACUGAGGAGAGUAGCUUUGGAACAGAAGAGGGCAUCACCUUGCCAAGACCUUUUAUCUUACAUGCUCGUAACACCAGAUGAGAAUGGGAGGUUUUUGACUGAGGUUGAGAUCAUUGAUGAUAUACUUACGCUGUUAUUUGCAGGCCAUGAUACUUCUGCCUCUGCCAUAACAAUGCUAGUGAAGUAUCUUGGAGAAUUGCCUCAAGUGUAUGAGAAGGUGUUUAAAGAGCAAAUCGAUAUUGCAAUGUCAAAGGAAACAGGUGCAUCACUGCAGUGGGAGGACAUACAGAAGAUGAGAUACUCGUGGAAUGUUGUAUCCGAAGUAAUGAGACUCACGCCACCAGUAUCUGGUAACUUCAGAGAGGCCUUGGUUGAUUUCACCUAUGAAGGUUACACCAUUCCCAAAGGAUGGAAGUUAUACUGGAGUGCUUCUUCAACACAUAAGGAUCCAAGCUUAUUCCCCAGUGCAGAGAACUUCAAUGCUUCAAGGUUUGAAGAAGCAGGGGGCACUCCAUUCUCAUAUGUCCCGUUUGGGGGAGGACCUAGAAUGUGUUUGGGAAAAGAAUAUGCACGGCUUGAAAUACUUGUUUUCCUGCACAAUUUGGUGAAGAGGUUCAAAUGGGAUCUACUGAUUCUUGAUGAGAAAAUUGAAUAUGAUCCAAUGGCCACCCCAGAAAAAGGACUUCCCAUUCAUCUUCAACCUCAUGCGUCGAAGUUUUAAUAUUUUCACUGGGUAUUCCUAGGCAGUUCUAUUAUAUGCAGUUCUGGUUAUACACACAACUGCCUUGAGAUACAAUAUCGUCCAAUGUAAUAUCCACAAACUAAAUAUAUCAACCUAAACGCACGUGCACGUUUCAUCUAUUA